Messenger RNA from Cuscuta europaea, 452 nucleotides. NCBI's taxonomy places the organism in Eukaryota, Viridiplantae, Streptophyta, Magnoliopsida, Solanales, Convolvulaceae. The record is from the annotation of a GenBank genome assembly.
GAGUAUUCAGAUACAACACUUCAUCAUUUUUAUUUUAGUACACUUUACAUAUUAUCAAUGGCUAAAGGUCCAACCAUUAAUCUCGCUUGCUUUCUUUUAUUCGUUCUCAUAGCAACAGAAUUUUCUUGUAGGGGUUAUGCCAGAGAAGAAAUAAAAAGAAGUGUCACAAUAGCACCGACAGGUUCUCAAAUCAACGGCGAUGGUGAUUACCCUUGCAAUGAUGUUAGCGAUUGUGAUGAUUAUUGUGGUUCUGAUGGUUGUGCUAUGUGUGUAAACGGCGAAUGCAAAUGCAAUUGUCCUAAUUGAGUAAAUUAUGAAUCAAGCAUUGUAAGAAUAAUAUUACUAUGUAAUAAUAAUAUAUCGAGGGUUUGACUUUAGGCCAAAUCUAUAGAACCGGUCACAGGAUUAGGACCAACAAUUCCAAAUCAAGCUUUAUCUUUUCUACAUUCACC